AUUUGAAUUAUUAAUUCGAAAACCUAAAUGCUGAUGUCCUUGUUAAAAGGAUGUUCGAACUUUCUUGGAGGGGGCUGGAAUUAUAAAACUGAAUUUUCUGAAAUUUUGCGAUAUUCGGUGCACAUCAGCCAUGAAGCUCCUAGUGAUCGUUUCCUUGGUCACAAUUGCCUUGGCAAAACCGGCAGUCAAGCCUCCGGUGAAGAGACAAUUCGACUUCACUGUUCCGCAGUUGAGUCAAGAUUUCAACCAAUUCGGAGCCAGAACCUUCCAGAAUGGAUUCAAUUUAGUUGAAAGCCAAUCCGAGAAAACACCAAGCCUUCUGGUCAACCAAGACUUGAACCAAUUCAACCUUGGACUAAAUGGAAUAUCUUCUUCAUCCAACGGAGUUCUUUCAUCACAAGGAUUCUCUUCAUUCAAUGGACCUGAAAUCACCAAUGUCGGAUCAUCUGGUCUGAACUCUAAUGGUUUUGUGUCAACCACCACUGCUUCUCCCGUGCCAGUCUCUUUUGAAUCUUUUAGCCUCCCAACAAGUACCAUAUCGCCACUUCUGAAUUCUGAAAUAAGCUCCAUUAAUUCAGUUUCAUCUCUCAAUGGAUUACCUGUUAAUUCUGCCAUAUCAUCAGGAAUCUUCGCUCAAAAUCUCGCACCAACUGUAACUCCUCUUUCAGAAAUAUCUAGGUCAUACGCUGACUCCUCAUUCAACGGUUUCAAUGUGAACCCAACUGCUCUGCCCAUCGUUAGUUCAACUGUAUUACCUUCUAGUUUGGUUCAGAAUAGGUUUGGAGGAGAUUUAUUAUUGAAUAAUUUGCAAGGAUUUGACUUGAACUCAUACAGAUUCAAUAACUUGGGAGAUUAUCAACAAGUUGAGGUGAAAAAUAACCAAAAAUCCGAAACCACCAAGAGCGUCUACUUCUAUGAAGCUCCAGAGGAACCUGAACCAAUUCGUCAACGUAAAAUAAUCCAAUUGCCACCACAAAAAACAAACUACAAGCUUCUUUUCAUCAAAGCUCCAUCUGCCCCUGAACCUCAGCCAAUUGAAAUUCCAACUCAAGUACUUAAUCAAGAAAAAACACGAGUCUACGUUUUGGUCAAGAAACCAGAAACUGAACAACAAGUCAGAAUUGUUGCAGGUCCUACACCCAAGCCUGAGAAACCUGAGGUUUUUUACAUCAAGUACAAAACCCGUGAAGAAGCCGAGAAAGCUAUUAAAGAAGCCCAAGAAGGUGCUUCUUUAGGACAAGAAUCUAUUAGUGUAAAUGGCCAACAGUUGGUAAAUUCCAUAAAGAAUGUUGCAGUAACUGAAACUGGCGGAAAUACUAUUGUGAAACAAACUUUCUCCCAAAAUUUGCCAUCUUCUUCCUUGAGAUUGUUCGAAUCAUCGACUGCGUUGCCAAUAAUCUCUAGCACAUUCUCUCCAGAAUUGAACUAUGUGUCUAAUCCUUCCAGUGUUUUGUUGAACGAUGGUGGAUUCAACCAAUUCGCUUCAUCCUACACACCUUCUUUAUUGGGAAGUAAAGUCUUCGCUACUUCAGGAAAUAAUCUUUACUCAGUGAAAAAUAACAUUUUCUCGAAUGGAAACCUAGGUUUUGGUUCAGGAAACCUCGGUUCUUUCCAAAGUACCACCUUCAGUCCCUUCCAAAGUUCAACUUUCAGUCCUAACACCUAUGUGUCUUCCGGACUUUCUAACUUCCCUUCAUUCGUUGAUUUGAGCCAAAGAUCUGGAUUUGGUUUCCGAUCAGGACGCGUUGAUAAAUCUGAAGAAAAUAAAUCUUCAAGUGCAACAGCUUCAGUUGCUUCAACAUCUUCAUUUGGUACAUCCUUUGAAGCCCAGUCUGAGAACAAAUCUACCGAAGAAUCAACCAGCCAGAAGGAUGAACCACUCCUGUUGUCUCUUGGUAGUGGAUCCAGUACAUCCAGUCCAAUUUUCACAAAUGCUCUCGAAACUUCAACUGAAGCUGUCGACGCAGAAUCAUCUACCUCAUCAGUGUGAACUGAAUAAAUAUUAACUUUGGUAUAUGAUGAAUUUGUAAAGUAUUAGUUUAAGAAGUAUUUUAUUUCGAUUAUAAUUAAAGUGAUAUCUUAUUUUCGAUGUACCUGUUUCUGCAGUGAAUUCAAUAUUUAUUCACUCUUAAUUUGUUGUUUUUUUAUGGUAUCGCCUAUUCAAUUGAUUCAGCUUCUCAUCAGAAGAAUGUUCUUUGAUUAUUUCGAAAUGAAAAUUAAAUGUGUAUUCACAUUGGAUGAUACCAUAAAAGAUAAACUGAAAAAACACGUGAGUGAAAGAGGGCAUGAAAUAUACUGGCUAAGAUUAUAACAUCAAACAUUGUUAUAGAUCAAUU
Molecule: messenger RNA, 2336 nt
Organism: Harmonia axyridis
Lineage: Eukaryota; Metazoa; Arthropoda; Insecta; Coleoptera; Coccinellidae
Exons: 3
Coding region: 131-1990 (619 amino acids)
Source: RefSeq, a predicted model, not a curated record